Musca vetustissima is the source of this 1981-nucleotide messenger RNA. It is a transcript of the gene Slh, whose product is annotated as protein sly1 homolog. The record is from RefSeq and is a predicted model, not a curated record. Gene Ontology annotation, molecular function: syntaxin binding. Gene Ontology annotation, cellular component: cytosol; Golgi membrane. The coding region runs from base 9 to 1925 and encodes 638 amino acids. NCBI's taxonomy places the organism in Eukaryota, Metazoa, Arthropoda, Insecta, Diptera, Muscidae. Gene Ontology annotation, biological process: intracellular protein transport; endoplasmic reticulum to Golgi vesicle-mediated transport. The transcript has 5 exons.
UCCACAAUAUGCUGACAUUAAGAGAUCGUCAAAUAAAUGCUAUUAAGCAAAUGCUUAAUUUAAAUGCCCAACAGCCUAAAGUUUUGGCUGCCGAACCGGUAUGGAAAAUCCUCAUAUACGAUCGUGUUGGUCAAGAUAUUAUUUCACCCAUUAUUUCAAUUAAAGAACUAAGGGAAUUGGGCGUAACGCUGCAUGUACAAUUACAUUCUGAUCGUGAUUCCAUACCCGAUGUACCGGCCAUCUAUUUCUGUAUGCCGACAGAAGAGAAUUUAGAUCGUAUACAACAAGAUUUUCAAAAUGGUCUUUACGAUAUUUAUCAUUUGAAUUUCUUGGCACCAAUAUCCCGACAGAAAAUCGAAGAUUUAGCAGCGAGUGCAUUACAGGCCGGCUGUGUUGCCAAUAUACAUCGAGUAUAUGAUCAAUAUGUAAAUUUCAUCAGUCUCGAAGAUGAUUUCUUUAUAUUGAAACAUCAAAAAUCGGAUCAGCUAUCAUAUUAUUCCAUAAAUCGUGCCAAUACACGUGAUGAUGAAAUGGAGGCGCUCAUGGAUUCAAUUGUCGAUUCACUUUUUGCUGUUUUUGUAACACUGGGCAAUGUACCGAUAAUACGUUGUCCCCGUAAUACGGCAGCUGAAAUGGUUGCCCGAAAAUUGGAAAAGAAAUUGCGUGAAAAUCUCUGGGAUGCCCGUUCAAAUCUUUUCCACAUGGAUGCCACACAGGCUGGCGGUGGGGUGUUUAGUUUUCAACGACCUGUUUUGCUGUUACUCGAUCGUAAUAUGGAUCUUGCAACACCGCUGCAUCAUACAUGGUCAUAUCAGGCUUUGGUACAUGAUGUGCUGGAGUUGGGUUUGAAUUUGGUCUACGUUGAAGAUGAUCAACCGGCUGCUGGCACCCGCAAAAAACCCAAACCCUGUGAUUUAGAUCGCAACGAUCGUUUCUGGGCAAAUCACAAAGGCAGCCCCUUCCCCACUGUAGCCGAGGCAAUACAAGAAGAACUCGAAUCCUAUCGCAGUUCUGAGGAGGAAAUCAAACGUCUGAAAACAUCAAUGGGUAUUGAUGGCGAAGCCGAAGUGGCAUUCUCAAUGGUCAAUGAUGCGACAGCACGUCUCACCAAUGCUGUCAAUUCAUUGCCACAAUUAAUGGAGAAGAAACGUCUUAUCGAUAUGCAUACAAAAAUUGCAACAGCAAUUUUGAAUUGCAUUAAAUCACGACGUUUGGAUUCGUUCUUCGAACUGGAAGAGAAAAUAAUGUCAAAGCAAACUUUAGAUAAACCAUUGAUGGAUCUAUUGAAAGAUCCGGAAUUUGGUACACCUGAAGAUAAAUUGCGUUUGUUCAUUAUCUAUUAUAUAUGUUCGCAAAAUGUUCCUGAGUUUGAGAUCGAACGCCUGAAGGAAGUCUUGCAGGAGAAUGGUUGUGAUUUGUCAUCGCUGUCGUAUAUACAACGCUGGAAGGCGAUUAUGAAUCGUACACCAAGUUUAAAUCAGACGGCUCAAUAUGAAGGUGGUGGUACGAAAACCGUGUCGAUGUUCUCCAAAUUGGUGUCACAAGGUUCAUCGUUUGUCAUGGAGGGUGUUAAGAAUUUGGUCGUGAAAAAACAUAAUCUUCCUGUAACAAAGAUCACCGAACAGGUUAUGGAAUGCCGUAGCAAUCCCGAAACCGAUGAUUUUCUCUAUUUGGAUCCGAAACUCUUAAAGGGCGGUGAUGUUAUGCCCAAAAAUCGUGCCCCCUUCCAGGAUGCUGUUGUUUUUGUUGUGGGCGGUGGUAAUUAUAUUGAAUACCAAAAUCUAGUGGAUUUUAUACGACAAAAACAAACAGCCAAUGUUAGUAAACGUAUUGUCUACGGCUCAUCGACACUAACAAAUGCCCAACAAUUUUUAAAGGAACUCUCCGCUUUGGGUCGUGAAAUUCAGGGUCCAGUUUUAAGUUAGGAUCAUCAUGUCACCGCUAUGGAUAUAUUUCAUUUUAAAUGCUGUUGAACAGUGAG